AUGAAUAGUCAACCCUAUGAGACCAUGUUUCAUAUUAUCGACGGUGAAACUGGGAUCAAACUCCACAGUGUGACUUAUCCCCAUUGUUGGUCUUGCCUCUUAUACCCUGAUCCGAUAUCUGCCCACGUUGUCGUUGUUUUCGAUUUAUACUCUACUGUCCGGUGGAACAGGAUGUUGAAGAACCUUAGAACAUUCUCCAUCAUACAAAAGUUCUCUUAUCAAGAUGAGAAGCCUACCUCAUUCUCCCUGGUAUCUACAGAGGUUGUGUUUCCCCCAAACAUUCAAUACAAGCCCUAUGGAUAUUCGUCUCUCGAUCCUCUCAGCAUGACCGGGGUCUGCUGUUUUGAUGGUCAUGAUGACGGCGCCCAAGGCAGUGCGAUAGCUCCAACCAGGGAUAAGGAUUUUCUGUUUGUUGCAGCAGAUGUGCUUCGACAGAGUUACCCAAAAAAUGACCCACCCCCUCUUAAUCAAUGUUUUGUUUUUGGACGAGGAAAAUCAAUGACUCUCCCCCCACGGCCCGAGUUUGGUCGUCACGAACGCACUACGGCCGGUCUCCCUCAAUUCUUCGAGGUCAAGGACCUACAAUUCGGAGAUGGGGGUCGCAUGCAUUUGUAUUGCUAUCCGGAUACUUAUAUUUUCGAGUUCUGA
Molecule: messenger RNA, 648 nt
Organism: Aspergillus puulaauensis
Lineage: Eukaryota; Fungi; Ascomycota; Eurotiomycetes; Eurotiales; Aspergillaceae
Exons: 1
Coding region: 1-648 (215 amino acids)
Source: RefSeq, a predicted model, not a curated record